Molecule: messenger RNA, 1466 nt
Organism: Artibeus jamaicensis (Jamaican fruit-eating bat)
Lineage: Eukaryota; Metazoa; Chordata; Mammalia; Chiroptera; Phyllostomidae
Gene: KRT18
Product: keratin 18
Exons: 7
Coding region: 109-1401 (430 amino acids)
Biological process (GO): intermediate filament cytoskeleton organization
Cellular component (GO): keratin filament
Molecular function (GO): structural molecule activity
Source: RefSeq, a predicted model, not a curated record
CGACGGGUCCCCAGCUCCUCCCUCCGCCCUAAAAACUUAAGUCGCGGACCUAGCGCUCACUGCAGCUUCAACCUGAGUCUCGGCUGCUCACCUUCCUCCCUGAACAACAUGAGCUUCAGCACACGCUCCAGCUUCUCCACAAGCUACCGGACCCUGGGCUCCGUGCAGUCGCCCAGCUACCGGGUCCGGCCGACCAGCAGCGCGGCCAGCGUCUAUGCAGGUGCCGGGGGCUCGGGCUCCCGGAUCUCCGUGUCCCGCUCCACCAGCUUGCGGAGCAGCUGGGGAUCCGGGGGCCUGGCUGCAGGGAUGGCCGGGGGUCUGGUGGGCAUAGGGGGUAUCCAGAGCGAGAAGGAGACUAUGCAAUGCCUGAAUGACCGUCUGGCCUCCUACCUGGAGAGGGUGAGAAGCCUGGAGGCUGAUAAUCGGAGACUGGAGAUCAAAAUCCGGGAACACUUAGAGAAGAAGGGACCCCAGAUCAGAGACUGGGGGCAUUAUUUCAAGACCAUCGAGGACCUGAGGGCUCAGAUCUUUACAAAUUCUGUGGACAAUGCCCGCAUCGUUCUGCAGAUUGACAAUGCCCGUCUUGCUGCUGAGGACUUCAGAGUCAAGUAUGAGACGGAGCUGGCCAUGCGCCAGUCUGUGGAGAAUGACAUCAACGGGCUCCGAAAGGUCAUUGAUGACACCAAUAUCACUCGGCUGCAGCUGGAGACAGAGAUCGAGGCUCUCAAGGAGGAGCUGCUCUUCAUGAAGAAGAACCACGAGGAGGAAGUAAUUGGUCUACAAAACCAGAUUGCCAAUUCUGGGUUGACCGUGGAGGUGGAUGCCCCCAAAUCUCAAGACCUCAGCAAAAUCAUGGCAGACAUCCGGGCCCAGUAUGACGAGCUGGCUCGGAAGAACCGAGAGGAGCUGGACAAGUACUGGUCCCAUCAGAUUGAAGAGAGCACCACAGUGGUCACCUCGCAGACCGCUGAGAUAGGCGCUGCUGAGGCCACACUCACAGAGCUGAGACGUACGGUCCAGUCGUUGGAGAUCGACCUGGACUCCAUGAGGAAUCUGAAGGUCAGUUUGGAGAACAGCCUGAGGGAGGUGGAGACGCACUAUGCCAUGCAGAUGGAACAGCUCAAUGGGAUCCUGCUGCACCUGGAGUCAGAGCUGGCCCAGACCCUGGCAGAGGGGCAGCGCCAGGCCCAGGAGUAUGAGGCCCUGCUGAACAUCAAGGUCAAGCUGGAGACCGAGAUUGCCACCUACCGCAGCCUACUGGAAGAAGGGGAAGACUUCAAUCUCGUCGAUGCCCUGGACCGGAGCCCCUCCUUACAAACCAUCCAAAAGACCACGACCCGCAGGAUUGUGGAUGGCAGAGUGGUGUCUGAGGUCAACGACACCAAAGUUCUGAGGCAUUAAAGGCAGCAGAAGUGGGGCAUCUCAUGGCAGGGCAGGAGGCCAAUAAAAAGUUCAUUGAAAGAUCA